This is a messenger RNA of Penicillium odoratum, 1392 nucleotides long. RefSeq lists its product as uncharacterized. The record is from RefSeq and is a predicted model, not a curated record. Gene Ontology annotation, molecular function: nucleic acid binding; zinc ion binding. Bases 1 to 1392 code for a protein of 463 amino acids. The transcript has a single exon. Lineage: Eukaryota; Fungi; Ascomycota; Eurotiomycetes; Eurotiales; Aspergillaceae.
AUGUCCGUACCGGUCCCGCAACCCCCGUUCUUACCGAGCGACCUAGAACAGUUCGCUGAACAUGCGAAGGACCACCCCGACCAGUGGUUCGAAUACUGCCGCCGCGCGUAUGACUAUAUCGAAAGCAUCCAAUCUGACGCUGCCAACGCCCGUGAGCGUGUGGACCAAGCCGAACUACAACUACAAGCCGCGAGGAUAGAGAUUACCCGCCUUACGAAGGAGCUGGCCGCGGCCGAGCGCGACCACCUGCGAGAUGCUGCAUUCCUUGAGUAUCAGAAGAAGCUUUACGAUGAGGCGCAGCAUACUAUCGCCCGCACGGAAGCCGCACGGAUGCGUGCGGUUGAACUCGCUAUCCCUACGGUGAAUACCGUACCUGCCCCUGCCCUUGAGCCUGCCGCUGAGCCUGCUGUAGCUGCUGUUAUGGGAGCGCCUCCGUCGCUUACUCCCGAAUCUUCCGGCUCACACGUACGAUCCGAGCGUCUUCCCGACCCUGACAAGUUUGAAGGAGAACGAAAGGAUCUCCGCCGAUUCAUUUCCCAAGUUAAGGAGAAACUGAAUAUCAACCGUGACCGUUACCCGACCCCGCAGUCCCGAAUGACCUACGUGACCAACCGCCUGAAGGGCGUCCCCUACGCCCAGAUCCUGCCGUACAUCCGCGAAGGCGUCUGCCAGCUGAAUGACUUUACCGAUAUCCUGGACAUCUUAGAACGGGCCUUUGGAGACCCUAACCGCGCCCGUAACGCCCGAAACGAACUCUACCGCCUACGACAAGGGAAUAAGGAGUUCAGUGUGUUUUUCGCCGAGUUCCAGCGUCUCGCUAUGGAGGGCGAGAUGCAUAAGGAAGCCCUACCUACGAUGCUUGAGCAAGCGAUCAACCGAGAACUGAAGAGUAUUUUACUGCACCACGAACCACCGAAAGGUGACUACCUCGACCUGGCACGAUUCCUUCAGAACUUGGAGAAUCGUCGAGCUCAGUACGAUGGUGGCCAGUUAGCCACCCCCCGGACGCUUACUGCAGCUGUAAGGACCGCCCCGAAGGCUGCCGAGCCUAAUUCAUGGAGACGAGGCCCCGAACGGGUCCUCACACCCCCGCCUGCAAACCCUGAUGCUAUGGACCUGUCUGCCACCCGCCGCCGAUUCUCCCCUAAUCGUCAGAAUCCAUCCCGAUAUGAACAGAAUGCGUGCUUCCGCUGUGGCUCAAAGGAGCACUUUGUCCGAGACUGCCCGCAAGCCGAUAAACGCCCACUAGCAGCCCGCCAGAUGACUGUCUACCCCCGCUCGCCCCCGAAUGGAUACCGCUCUCCGUCCCCGGGGAGUACCCCCCGUGGCCGCCCUACCUUUAGCCGUACGCUAUCCCCUGAGGACUCGCUAAAAGGCGUAAGCCUGGCCUAA